Molecule: messenger RNA, 2496 nt
Organism: Hemibagrus wyckioides
Lineage: Eukaryota; Metazoa; Chordata; Actinopteri; Siluriformes; Bagridae
Gene: slc2a10
Product: solute carrier family 2 member 10
Exons: 6
Coding region: 594-2078 (494 amino acids)
Biological process (GO): transmembrane transport
Cellular component (GO): membrane
Molecular function (GO): transmembrane transporter activity
Source: RefSeq, a predicted model, not a curated record
GUGAUUGCGACGCGCGGGGUAGAAACUCUCAAUCUGGCAACCGGAGACAUCUCCAGACCCCUGGUCGUGUUGUGGAAUGAUGAAGAAACUUUCUUAAAUUUUUACACAUAUUUUAAAGGACUGAUCUUUCUGUUUUUGGUGCUGUAACCGUGAAGAAUCCAGAGGAGAAGAAGAAGAAGAGAAGUGUAGAUCUUUUAUUUAUUUAAUCUUUUAUUUAUUCACUAUAAAAAAACUAAGCGGUGUGUUUGAUCUCCAGCUGCUGCAGACCUGAUGAAGAUCCACACGGAGCAGAAUCACGGGACUGGAACAGAAAUGAAGCUUUUAUCAUCAGAAAUGUCUUCUCGGUGAAGUUUAACAGAAGGACGCAACCUGAAGAGGAAUAAAUCAGGAGCAUCAACAAGAGGGUUGCCAUGGUAACAGCUGAUCAGCGCUCAAGAAACAAGAGCAUCGCGAGCAACACAUCCAGAUCUGAUGAACUUCAACACACUUGCUGGAUUCUAGGACCGUUUUUCUUCUGGAGCUGGAUGAAACCUGGCUGCUGAUUGAUUCUGUCCCCAUGAAAGCUGUGAAGCUCUUGGAAAAAUAAAAGCAACAUGGGUUACUCUGUCAUAGUUGUCGCUGCUGCCGUAUCGACUCUCGGCGGUCUGGUGUUCGGCUACGAGCUUGGAAUCAUCUCCGGCGCUCUGCUGCAGCUGCAGGUCCAGUUCCAGCUAAGCUGUGUCCAGCAGGAGGCUGUGGUCAGCUCCCUCCUCAUUGGAGCCAUCCUGGCUUCUGUCCUCGGUGGCUGGCUAAUCGACCGGCGCGGCAGGAGGAUGUCCAUUUUGCUCAGUAACUUUCUGAUCGUUGGCGGGAGCCUGAUCCUGAGCCUUAGCAUCUCGUUUCCGAUGCUAAUCUCCGGCCGUCUCAUGGUAGGCUUUGCCAUGUGUGUGUCCUCGAUGUCCUGCUGCAUCUUUGUCUCUGAGUUGGUUUCACCAGAACACAGAGGUCUGAUGGUCACUCUGUAUGAAGUCGGUGUGACGGUUGGGAUUUUGCUCGCGUACGCAGUCAACUAUGUCUUAUCUGGAGCUCAGGGAGGAUGGAGGUACAUGUUCGGGUUGGUCGUGGCGCCGUCGCUCGGGCAGUUGGUUUUGCUUUGGGUUCUGCCCUCACAGCAGACGCCGAGCUCACAGCUCCUGGAUGAAGACGAGGCUUUCACCGGAGCUCAAACCCGCAGGGAGACGAAUGCUCUGGUGAUCCUGUUUCAGCAGAGGGAUAACAUGCGCACCAGGACCACCAUCGGACUCGGGCUAGUGCUAUUCCAGCAGUUCACGGGUCAGCCCAACGUGCUCCUCUACGCCUCCACCGUCUUCCAGUCUGUGGGAUUUGAGAGCGACGCAUCUGCCGUGUUGGCGUCGCUCGGACUCGGAAUCAUUAAGGUCGUCGCGACGUUAGCGGCCAUGUUGUGCGCCGAUAAAGUGGGACGCAGGCUGCUUCUGAUGGGCGGAUGCUCCGUCAUGGCUGUCGGCUUGAUGAUUAUUGCAUUGCUGAGCAGAUAUUCGGAGUUUGAUGCAGGGAGACACUGCAGCUCUCAUUUAAAUGACACGUUGUUACCUCUGAUCAGAAACGACACGGCUAGCGCUGGACAUCUGGACACCACUGAGCUUCAUCACACAGGACAGUCGAAUUGGAUGAUCCUGUCCUGCAUGAUGGCUGUAGUCGCCGCCUUCUCCAUCAGCUUCGGUCCGAUGACGUGGGUGGUGCUGAGUGAAAUUUUCCCGGCAGAUGUGCGAGGACGAGCGUUUGCCUUCAGCAGCUGUUUUAACUGGACGGCCAACCUGAUGGUCACCUUCUCCUUCCUCAGUGUCAUCGAUCUGAUCGGUCUUUCCGGAACGUUCUUGGUGUAUGGUGUGCUGGCUGUAGCGGGCGUGGUUUUUAUCUUCCUCCUUCUACCUGAGACGAAGGGCAAAGCGCUGCAGGACAUCGACAGGGAACUGAGCGAAAGACGGUUUCCUGACAGAGCAGAAUUCUGCACCCUUUUCCAGAGGAGACGAUUUUCACCCCGAUACCAGAGAGUCUCCUGGACGAGUUCAUCGCUUUAACCAUCACCAGCAGGGACGAGGCCAAACAUCGGGGACGAGGCCAAACAGCAGGGGCGAUGACAAAGGGUGGGGGAUGAGGACAAAUGGCAGGGAUGAGGACGAAGGUCAGGGACGAGGACAAACAUCAGAGGAGAUGAUUUUCACCCCUCUAUACCAGAGAGUCUCCUGGAUGAAUUCAUCGCUUUAACCAUCACCAGCAAGGACGAGGACAAACAUCUGGGACGAGGACAAAUGUCAAAACAAAACAGCGAGGCUUGAGGGCGACGAUCAUCGUGUGGAAAUCUGAUGUUUUUACUGUAAUAAAGUUCAUGAUGCAGCUUGACCGAUCCUCUGAUCUGUUCACCAACUGAUUAACUAUUUCAUCCUUUUAUUUGUUUGUUUAUUUAUUUUUAAAUAUUAAAUAAAAGAUUUAAACCUU